Drosophila rhopaloa is the source of this 1654-nucleotide messenger RNA. Its product is annotated as sialin. The coding region runs from base 143 to 1540 and encodes 465 amino acids. Gene Ontology annotation, molecular function: transmembrane transporter activity. The record is from RefSeq and is a predicted model, not a curated record. NCBI's taxonomy places the organism in Eukaryota, Metazoa, Arthropoda, Insecta, Diptera, Drosophilidae. Gene Ontology annotation, biological process: monoatomic anion transport; transmembrane transport. Gene Ontology annotation, cellular component: plasma membrane. The transcript is spliced from 7 exons.
CAUUGGCAGUAGCCGAUUUAGCUUCAUUCGCCGCGCGACGUUCUCAGCAGUUCGAUUCGGCCGGCGAGCUGCCAAAUAAGUAGCAACCAUAUAAACUGACACCUGACGCGAGGCACCCGGAGUCAUAAUAAAAGCCGCCGAAAUGGCCUUCAUGCCGUGCUUUUAUGUGCCCAAGCGGAUCAACCUGGCGAUCAUGCUCUUCAUGGCCUGCCUUCUCAGCUAUAUGAUGCGCGUGAAUCUCUCGAUCAACAUCAUCGCCAUGGUGGAGGACACGAGCAGCCACGACAAUGGAACGGAAGUCGAGGCCCUGCCCAAUUAUGGACCUCGUUAUAACUGGACGCAAUCGGAUCAAGCCCUUCUUUUAGGUGCCUAUUUCUAUGGAUAUAUGAUCACUUCCUUGCCCGCCGGCACUUUGGCUGAAAUGCUAGGAGCUCGAAAUGUGGCAGGAUAUAGUUGUUUGGUGGCCGGAAUCCUUACGGCUCUGACUCCGGCGGCUGCUGCCUGGGACAAGUAUGCGGUGUUCGCCGUCCGGUUCCUGAUCGGAUUCCUCAACGGCGUGGUGUAUCCGUGUUGCCACAGCCUGGUGUCCAAGUGGUCACCUCCGGACGAGAAGGGCAAGUUUGUGGCCUCGCUGAUGGGCGGAACCUUUGGCACUGUCAUCACGUGGCCCAUCAGCGGAGUGAUCAUCGAGAAUCUGGGCUGGGACUGGGCCUUCUACAUUGUGGGCAUAUUCGUGCUGAUUGUGGUGGCCAUAUGGUUCUACCUGGUGGCAGAUACUCCGGCUCAGCACAGCACGAUCAGUCUCAAGGAGCGGGAAUACAUCGAGAACAGCUUGGGCAGCACUCUAAGCAACAAGAAGAAGUGGCCCCCAUACAAAGAGCUGAUCCUGUCACUGCCCUUCUGGUCGCUUAUGUUGCUCCACUACGGCAGCAUGUGGGGUCUGUUCUUCCUGAUCACAGCCACGCCCAAGUUCUUGAGCGAGGUCCUGGGCUUCAACCUCUCCUCCGCCGGCGUUUUGUCCAGUCUGCCACAUGUGGCACGUCUGCUCUGUGCCUUUGGAUUCGGUGCUGUGGCGGAUUGGAUUCGUCGCCGGGGCUGGUGGUCCGUAACCAAGAUGCGCAAGGCCUUCUGUCUGCCCUCUCACAUCUUGCCCGGAGUAAUGCUGAUUAUCCUGGCCUACUUCGGUCGCGAUCCAUAUGUUUGUGUGGCCAUUAUGACCAUCUCGCUGGGCUUCAACGGUGCUGCCACUGCUUCAAACUUGGCCAAUUCGCAGGAUUUGGCCCCCAACUAUGCGGGCACGUUGUACGGAAUCAUCAACUGCAUUGGCACCACUCCGGGAAUAUUCUCGCCCCUGAUUGUGGCAGCCUUUACAAAGAACGAGAACACGAUCGAUCAGUGGCACUGGAUCUUCAUUAUUGGAGCCGCUGCCUAUAUAUUGCCCGCCCUGUUUUUCUGGGUAUUUGGAUCGGGAAAGAUCCAGAAGUGGAACGAGGUGCAGACCACCGAGUCUCGCGAGGAUAUUGUCAACACAAAGUUGUAGUUUGUGCCCUGACAAUCACCUGUGAUGUUGUAUCUUUAGUAUUAUGCCAUAACUACGAUGUGUACUUGUUUAUGGAGAGUCCUAUUAAAGCUUUAGCCGUGUAUUUAUUAUUAA